This is a messenger RNA of Geosmithia morbida, 408 nucleotides long. Its product is annotated as Dioxygenase. NCBI's taxonomy places the organism in Eukaryota, Fungi, Ascomycota, Sordariomycetes, Hypocreales, Bionectriaceae. The record is from RefSeq and is a predicted model, not a curated record.
AUGACGCCGACUCACUUUGUCCUAGCUACAUCCCACAUCUCGACUAGCCCAGGCUACGACCUCCAGAGCCCAGCUUCUGAGCUGUUUGCCAGGAAUAACCCCUGCCUCCAUCCAGUGACAUCUCCGUCGUCUAUCUCAGCGCCUCUGGGCCUGUUCCCGAGGCCAUUUUGGAGAUCUGGAACCGUGGAGCCACUGGUGUCUAGGAUUGGUGUUGUUGCCAGCGGCAUUGGCAACGCAGACGACGAGAACAACAUCAACAAGACCUUCCUUCGUGGUGUUACCCAGCUUAACCACAACAUCCCCGAAUACUACACUAGUCAUCCUGUCCACAUCCCCUUUCACACCAAUGUCACUCAGUACUUCAUCAACACUCUAGGCAAGGAAGCCCGCGCUAGCCACGUUGACUAG